Babesia bigemina is the source of this 342-nucleotide messenger RNA. RefSeq lists its product as hypothetical. The transcript has 4 exons. Lineage: Eukaryota; Apicomplexa; Aconoidasida; Piroplasmida; Babesiidae. The coding region runs from base 1 to 342 and encodes 113 amino acids. The record is from RefSeq and is a predicted model, not a curated record.
AUGGGUUUGCUUUUUGGCGGCUGCCUUGUGGGGGAGCGAUACAGGCGCUCUGAUCCCGCUUUAUCUAAGUCCAUAAUAAUCGGUGAGAUUCACUUGCUGAGCUCCUACUUGGCCUUUACGUGCGGUCUGCGAUCAGGCUUGAUGCAUUAUUUGGGCUGCGGCAUCAUUCCCAUAUCGUCUGUGUCUGGCGUGCUAGCCGCUGCCUUCGUCUCUGGGAACGCCGAUGUCGCUGAGAGGACGGUGCUGCACAUUCUGGGAGGCUGUUUUGCGGUAUGCGCCGGAAACGAGAUGCUGGCGGCCAGGUUCAACAUGUCCCCCCGAUGGUACGCGCCUUUUCGAUAA